This is a messenger RNA of Arachis duranensis, 1843 nucleotides long. Its product is annotated as allene oxide synthase 3. The record is from RefSeq and is a predicted model, not a curated record. The transcript has a single exon. Gene Ontology annotation, biological process: sterol metabolic process. The coding region runs from base 74 to 1528 and encodes 484 amino acids. NCBI's taxonomy places the organism in Eukaryota, Viridiplantae, Streptophyta, Magnoliopsida, Fabales, Fabaceae. Gene Ontology annotation, molecular function: monooxygenase activity; oxidoreductase activity, acting on paired donors, with incorporation or reduction of molecular oxygen; heme binding.
AAGCAGCAGCAGCAAAUACAAGCAAGUGCUCCAACAGAAACACAUUCACUCUCACACUUAUCACACAACAAUAAUGGCAUCCUCCGCCCCUAACAAUAAUACUAAUAAUAAUCUUCCGCUGAAGCCCAUUCCGGGAAGCUACGGCCUCCCGUUCUUGGGCCCCUUACACGACCGCCACGACUACUUCUACAAACAAGGCCGCGACGAAUUCUUCGCCACCAGGAUCCAAAAGUACAACUCCACCGUCAUCAGAACCAACAUGCCGCCUGGUCCCUUUAUUGCUCAUGACCCUAAGGUCAUCGCUCUCCUCGACGCCGCCUCUUUCCCCAUCCUCUUCGACAACUCUAAGGUCGACAAGCGCGACGUCCUUGACGGCACUUUCAUGCCUUCUACCGCCUUCACCGGCGGCUACCGCACCUGCGCCUUCCAAGAUACUACUGAACCCGAACACUCUCUCCUCAAAUCCUUCUUUCUCCAUAUUCUCUCCUCCAAACACAACACCUUCCUCCCUCUCUUCCGAAGCCUUCUCACCGAUCAUUUCAAUAACAUGGAAGAGAGCCUCGCCGGAAAGUCCAAAGAAGCCAGCUACAACACCUCCAUCGGCGCCGCUGCCUUCACUUUCAUCUUCCGUCUCCUCACUGACAAGGAUCCAAACACCACCGUCAUCGGAAGCGAAGGUCCGAAGCUCGUGGAGACCUGGCUCGGAGCUCAGCUCGCUCCUCUCGCAACCCUAGGGUUACCGAAAAUCUUCAACUACGUCGAAGAUGUACUGAUCCGAACGGUGCCGUUUCCGGCGUGGGCCGUAAAAGGUAGCUACAACAAGCUCUACGAAGGAGUAUCGACGGCGGGGACGGCGGUGCUGGACGAAGCGGAGAAAUUAGGAAUCAAAAGAGACGAAGCAUGCCACAACCUUGUUUUCAUGUUAGGGUUCAACGCUUUCGGUGGUUUAUCGAACCAGUUUCCGAUCCUAAUCAAGUGGAUAGGUUUGGCAGGGGAAGGUUUACACAAGCAACUCGCUGAUGAAAUCAGGACCGUUGUUAGGGACGAAGGCGGGGUAGUGAGUCUUGCAGCGUUGGAUAAGAUGACUUUGACCAAGUCAGUGGUGUACGAAGUACUCAGGAUAGAGCCUGCUGUGCCGUACCAGUACGCCAAAGCGAGGGAGGAUCUGGUGGUGCAGAGCCACGAUGCGGCCUACGAGAUCAAGAAAGGGGAGAUGAUCUUUGGAUAUCAGCCGUUCGCUACGAAGGACCCGAAGAUCUUUGAGAAUCCCGAAGAGUUUGUGGGCCAUAGGUUUAUUGGAGAUGGAGAGAGGCUGUUGAGAAACGUGUUCUGGUCUAAUGGGCGUGAGGUGGACGAGCCCACAGCGGAUAACAAGCAGUGCCCGGCGAAGAAUCUUGUGGUGCUGCUGUGUAGGGUGUAUUUGGUGGAGUUCUUCUUGCGUUAUGACACGUUUGCAUUCGAUUGGAAGCCACUUGUUUUGGGUCCCACAGUUACCAUCAAGUCCUUAACCAAGUGCUCCAAUUUUUAAGUACUUGCUAUCGUUAUAAUACAAGAUGUGACAACCCACCUUACCUAAAAACCUUCUGAUCCUUAUUAUUAUUCUAAGUUCAAUGUUGUCAAAAUGAAUAAAACAUCACCUACGACAAUACUUUUCUUGUUUUUUCCUUGAAUAAGAAAAGGUUUUAGGUAGAGAGGAAUUUAAGAAGAAAAGAAGCACAAAUUUGUCUUAUGUGAGUCACUGUGUAAAUAUACGUUAUCUUCGUUGCAUGGACAUGUUGUUUGUACGUAAAUUGGUGUAUAUUGUGCGAUGUAUAUAUAUAUGUAACUUUUAAAUUUUUUUUAA